Messenger RNA from Spirodela intermedia, 1890 nucleotides. NCBI's taxonomy places the organism in Eukaryota, Viridiplantae, Streptophyta, Magnoliopsida, Alismatales, Araceae. The record is from the annotation of a GenBank genome assembly.
AUGGGAACCACGGCUGCCGCUGGGACCGAGGGGAGAGGCGAGGCGGUAGGCGAGGAAGACGGGGCCAUCCUGCAGCUUCUCGACUCCCUCGACGGCUACAUCUCGUUGAUGGGUUCCCUGUCGUCGUCGCUUCGUCAGGUGCGAUGCCAACAUGGCGUGCAAGCGCUCUUUCUCUUGUUCUCAGUCGCUAUGCGUACAUUCAGAUAAUCUCAAGAUCAAAAAAGACGGCCAGAGAAGGGCCGCUUCAUCGAGUGGAAGCUCGUGAGGCGAUCUACGCGUGAUCGUUUAGAAACUGGUUCGGAAUCAUUAUACUUGUUCGAAGUCGCCUCGUAAAUUUUGUUUCAAUCUCGCAAAUUCGUCUCCGAGAUGGGGAUCGGGGAGUAUCGUUCUCGUAAACAGAGGAGCAGUAAGUAGUACCUUAAUGGCGAAAAGAUUGAAAGCAAAGAAACAAGGCAGAUUUCACAUGUUCUAACCAGAAGAUUUGACGGCAUUUCUUCCCUAGGUUUAAUGAUUCUCUAGGCUUUAUUGACAGGAACCCAUCUCAGAUUAACUAUUAUCUUGGUCCCAUUGGUACAUGGGAUGCACCAAUUGCCUCCCAGAUUGAGAGAGGUAACUCAUCGUCAAGCGAUCAUUUUGCUCCUAAAAUGAUUGUUCAGUCGAUGAUUGUUUGCUCAUUUAAUUAUAUGUUUAAAUUUCCUGCACAAUAGCUAUAGAAUUCUUCCACCGAGUUUUCUUGCAUUAUGCAUACCCUCUGGACAUGAUUUCUACCUCGCGGAUUUCUUUCUACAGGGAUGGUUGGAACUCUCCAGCGCUCGCCAUUCUAUGGGCAACUCGCGCAUCUCCAGUGUACUCUUUGACAUGAAACCACACUCCUCCGCUACCACUGUAGAUUUGACUGUGUCUACCGGUGAAUGUCCCUCACAGUGAUUAAUACUCGCCAGUACCACAUGCUGGGAGAUUUUUCUACAUUAUUUUGCGGCACUUCUUGAUCGAAUGAAAGAUAUGACUAAACGAUUGAAAGCUGUUUCUGAACAGCCAGUGAUGCGGAUCAAGCAACGCAACCACAUUUUUCUCUUCUGAAAUGGGGAUCACGUGGAGAUGAGAAGAGUCCCUCCGUGGAGGUGGAUGGGAAGACGCCGAGCCAGGCUAGUUCAUGUUCAGGUAGAACUAUUUGCGGAUUACUAUUACUGAAGUGAAUUUCUCAGUUUUUAAGUGUUUUUGUGAGUUGACUAGAUCGACUAAUACCGAGGACAGAUGAUUCAGAUGAGGGGGGGAUUUCAGCUACUAUUUACCCUGCUGUCGCUGCUGACAAUCAGGUAAAAUUUCUCUCUCUCUCUCUCUCUCUCUCUCUCUCUGCCAAAUUUAGUAAUUGAUGUCUGUACUUAAUAAUAUUAGAGAAAAGCGCGGUCAUCUUCCAGUUCAUUUCUGAAUCGGGUCGUUCAUCGAUCAAUAGUAAUUGAAUUAAGGCGUAGGGAAGAUAUUCACCAUAGAUCUUUGAAUUGUUCGAGUUGAAGCUUUACAGAAUUUAUUCCAUAUCCUGGGUCAUUUUUUUCCUUCAAAUCUUGUUUCAUUCUUCGCUGAUAUAUCAGCUCAUUGCUCUCUUUUCUCCCGUCCUUGGGUUCUGCAGGUGCGGAAGAAGAGAUCCAAGGCUCUCUCCAUGUUCGGAGCUUUGGUUCCUCCAAAGCUUCGUGUUGCCCAAGGUUCAUUUGAGACCUGUAAGUCAACGCCACGAGUUAUCCAACUAAUGCAUCAAAAUAGUAUGAUCUUCUCUCUCUGAUGGAUCCAUAUUUUUUUCUCUCAGCGCUCGAGGCAAUCAUAGAAAUAGCAAAUACAAGGUCUACGAUCUUGUCUGCUCUGGGCCGGCUGCAGACAGUUGACUUGAGAAGCUGA